Messenger RNA from Magnusiomyces paraingens, 1665 nucleotides. RefSeq lists its product as uncharacterized. The transcript has a single exon. The record is from RefSeq and is a predicted model, not a curated record. Gene Ontology annotation, molecular function: pyridoxal phosphate binding; serine C-palmitoyltransferase activity. The coding region runs from base 1 to 1665 and encodes 554 amino acids. Lineage: Eukaryota; Fungi; Ascomycota; Dipodascomycetes; Dipodascales; Dipodascaceae. Gene Ontology annotation, biological process: sphingosine biosynthetic process; ceramide biosynthetic process. Gene Ontology annotation, cellular component: endoplasmic reticulum.
AUGGAAAAGGUCGACCGCUUGUGGCAAGAUUUGGGUGAACUCGUCAACUCCACUGUAGAGUCGGCCGUCGCCAAAGUCUCAGCAGUACCCGGCUCUGCAUUUGUUGUUCGCUACAUCAAGUCGUCCUACCAAAACGAUCCCAUCCGCACGCUUCUUGAACUGCUACUACUGCUUUUUGCCAUCAGAUACUUUUUAGCCUCCAAGUAUUCAACAACCAAGAAAAACUACGUCCAUCUCGAAGACUAUGAGGUCGACGAGCUGGUCGACGAUUGGGAACCCGAACCUUUAGUUUCGCCGCUUACCGAUCUUGAAAAACGUACCUUGGCAAACAUGCCCAUCAUUAAGGGGCCCAACGGACCAAGGGUCCAUCUGACAUCAGAAAAAGAAGUUCUUUCAAUCCCCAACAAGCUUGACGCAGCAUUACUCACUACUACGAUUGUUGAUUAUUCACAAGCCUCUCAGGAACUUGUCAAUCCCAACCAGUACCUCAAUUUCACCAUGACUGAUGUAUUUGGCUUUGGCGUUCGGCCCGACGUACGCGCGGAAGCCGUCAAGACCAUCCACGAGUAUGGUGUUGGAUCCUGUGGUCCAGCUGGCUUUUACGGUAAUCAGGAUGCUCAUGUUGAAUGUGAAAGCACGCUGGCCAAGUUUUUGGGUACCGAGGCAGCUAUUUUGUACUCUCAGGGCUUUGCGACCCCCUCUUCUGUGAUUCCAUGUUUCUUUAAGCGUGGUGACUAUAUUGUUGCGGACAAAAAUGUCAACAUUUCGAUCCAAAAGGGUAUUUUGCUGUCGCGUGCCAAUGUUCUAUGGUAUGAACAUAAUGACAUGGUGGACCUUGAGGCUAAGGUUGCGCAGGCAAUUAAGAUGCACCGCAGCCGCUCAUUGCCGCGUCGCAUCAUUAUCACGGAAGGUAUUUUUGAGUAUUCGGGUGACUCGCCUGAUUUGGCUAAGAUGGUUGAAAUUCGCAACAAGUACAAGUUUCGAUUGAUGGUUGAUGAAUCGUGGUCGUUUGGUGUAUUGGGUAAGACCGGCCGUGGGUUGGCCGAGGCUUGUGGAGUUGACCGCCGUGACGUUGAUUUCACGAUUGCAUCGCUGGCCAAUGCCGGUGGAUCCGCCGGUGGCUUUUGCGCUGGGUGGAAGUUCAUGGUUGACCACCAGCAAAUUACUUCGCUGGCAUAUACCUUUUCGGCCACCAUGCCGCCGUACCUUGCACGCAACACCUCUGCAAUUGUGCGUGAGUACCUGUCUGAUCCUGCACAUGAGACAUUGGCUCUUUCAUCUCUGCGUGAGAAGGUGAAUGUAUUUGUCAACACGCUUGAGCAGGAUUCUGAGUUUAACAAGUACGCAUAUAUUGUGUCUCGCAGGGAAAGCCCGCUUGUGGUUGUUCGGCUGCACAGAGCAUAUCUUCCACAAAUAAACAAGGCCUUAAUCAAGGUUAAGCAGGCCAAGGUUGCUGAGGAGGAGCUUGCUGAUAUCUACCAGCGAAUUGUUGAAGCUACACUUGCCCGUGGUGUUAUUAUUUCGCGGCAGCAGGUUCUUGGUCGGUUUGAAAAGUUUGAUAUUGUUCAGGGCUUGCGUGUUGUUGUUAAUGAUAAUUUGACUUCUGAGGAGAUUGAAUCUGGUGCAAAGGCUUUUGCUAGUGCCAUUUCUGAGGUUUUUGCAUAG